AUGGCGGUAGAGAAAGGAGCAACUCAACAGCAGAACCGGACAUCUGUUAUCUCCAAUCCGUUUAGUGAUUCUUCCCGCUAUAGCGAUUCUUACAGUGCCAGUUCGUUUCCGCAAGGCAUAGCGAUCCAUGAAAAAUCAUCCUCAAACGAAUGGACGGAUACUUCCGAGUCCAACGACGCCGCCUCCAGGAGUUACUCUCCAGAUAAGAGUCUCCGAACACUAUCGGGUUUUUCUGAAGUUUCCAGCUCUUUCAUGUCGUCCUCCUCGCAACCCGCAAAUCGCGUUUUUCUGAACAAAAACAUGGCGGACGGUCCGGCUGCAGCUGCGUUCGAGCCCAUCCAAAACUGGUCCCCUGAAAGCCACUUCCAAGGGCAGCUACAUGCACACUCUACCGGUGGUGGCAGUAGCUACGAUCCGGUCAACGAGUUAAGUACACAUACGACGUGGUCCUCGGACAACACCAUUGUAUCUCAACGCCCUGCACAUAAUGCAACUUUCGGCCGAUCACAAGCAGAAAACGAAUUUCUGCUUGGUAUUACGCCGUUGGAGUCAUCAAGGAGAGGGCUGAACGUGAUGCAGAACAAAGGUCGGGGAUUAGUUGGUAAUGUCCGCCGCACCCUCCGUUCCGUCAGGAGAGCUGAGAACAUCGCAAAGUCGAAUUCCGUGAGCCUGGAAAAUAUGUCGUCAGGCUCUCAACGCUCUCAGCGACUAGAACAGCAGCAGCAGCAGCAGCAGCAGCAGCAGUAUGAGCCAUACAAGCCGUAUCAGCAGCAAAGGAGUACAAGCACGAGUCCCACAAAGAGCCUCUAUAGUUUUCAGGAUGGGAGAGAAUCAACAGCAACUUCGGAUUCAAAUAGCAUUCCCGGACGCGCCAUGAGCUCCGCCUCGUCAAUCCUGGGGCGCAAGCAGGGUGCGAAGGACUGGGGUGCGAAGCGAUCCUCUGCUGAUAGUGCGCAGAUACGGCUGCUUCAGGCCGCGCGCGCUGCUGAUGCUAAUAAUCUCUACGGAGCGGCAUCGUCGUCGGAGAGUGGUGCUGGUAUGAGUUUAAGCAGCCACUCACCAGAUCUCCUCGACUAUGAUGACGAUGAGGAGUGGGACGUGGAAGCAGCGGCGGAAGGCAGGUUGGUGCAAAUUGCCUAUACGGUUCCCAAGGAGAAGCUUCGGGUGGUCAAUCCUGGCGUUGGAGAUUAUAUGGACGAACGAUGA
This is a messenger RNA of Histoplasma mississippiense, 1206 nucleotides long. RefSeq lists its product with no specific name. The transcript has a single exon. The coding region runs from base 1 to 1206 and encodes 401 amino acids. NCBI's taxonomy places the organism in Eukaryota, Fungi, Ascomycota, Eurotiomycetes, Onygenales, Ajellomycetaceae. The record is from RefSeq and is a predicted model, not a curated record.